Molecule: messenger RNA, 1844 nt
Organism: Musa acuminata AAA Group (dessert banana)
Lineage: Eukaryota; Viridiplantae; Streptophyta; Magnoliopsida; Zingiberales; Musaceae
Exons: 3
Coding region: 203-1171 (322 amino acids)
Source: RefSeq, a predicted model, not a curated record
GUCAAGAAUUUUCGCCCCGAGUUUUGGACGGCGGAACCCUAACCCUAGAUUUCUUUUCUUCGCCUUCUCUGCUUUCCCCCCACCUUGGCACGGUCCGCCUUCGAUCGCCGUCCCGCGCCUUUCGAUCUCUCUAGGAUCGCCGGGUCUCGCAACUGUUUUGCGGUGAUCCCAGUGCCCUCGACCGAGCUGCAAGGGCAGCGUGAUGUCGCGGUGCUACCCGUUCCCGCAGCCGUUCAUCGGAAAGCCGUUGAUCGCGUCUAUUAAGCUCCAAGAAGGACAGACGACAAAGGAUAAGAAAGAGAAAAAGAGGAAGAGAAAGGAGAAGAUAGAUAAGGCCAAUGUAGAGCCUGUAAACUUUCAGUACCUUGGAAAGAGCCAAGAAAACAGCAAGUAUGAAGAGAAGAGCCUCUUCAAUCAGAAGGUCCGGGACAGCCAGAAGACAAGCAAGGAUGUAUUUGAACACAUGGAAAGAAGUGUCCUCACUGAAGAACAUGAGGUUCCAUGUUCCAUUCAGGACAAAUACAACUCCCCUGAGAGCUCUCAGGAUAGCAACAAGAGGAGAAAAGUUGCAUCAUCCGUAUCCAGCCACAAUAAGCAUGGAACUAUACUUCGGAUCAAGUUGUCGUCCUCGAGGCAAAGAGAUGCAGAGCUGCUUUUGUCAUCAUCAAGGCAAAGAAAUCCACAUCUGCCGUCCACACUACAAAUAGCAGGAGUAACAACAGUAGUAGCACUUAACAAAUCGGAGCAGAUAGUUCAUAAGCAUCCUGCAGCUGAUGAGCAGAUAGUUCAUAAGCAUCCUGCAGCUGAUGAGCAGCCCUGCUCCUCAGGCAGGGAUAUCGAAACUGGUCUUAACCAAGAAGCAGCUGUAACUUUGCAUAGAACUUCCGGUUCAAAAAGGAUUGGGGGAAGAACUUGGCAGAAGGAACAGUUUAGAGAUCUAAUAGUGAACUGGAAUCCACCGUCAUUGCAGCUGGAGUCUUGGGAUGCUGGUGGUGAGGACUGGUUGUGUGGGGCUCCAAAGCGACACUCUAGUCUUUAUGCAGAUGAGGGCAAAGCUACACCAGAAGUCUCCUCGGUUAGUGUAAGCUAUAUGAGUUCUUCCCAGCAGCCCCGUGCCUGUUAUCUUCCUGAGUUUGACAUGUAUCAGCUGCCAUACGAAAUCCCGUUCUGAGAUCCAGGGACAGAGAAUCUCAGAAGGUGGCAGCGUGCCAAACCUGGCAAAUGCGAGUCUGAAUCAUGUGAAAGCUCAGACUGGGACCUGUAGGGCAUGUCAAGCCUGGCAGAUGCGAGUCUGUAUCAUGGCAAUCUGAGACCGAAGGACCCUGACAUGUAGAAAAUCUCAGGAGGUACAGCAUGUCAAGCUGAGAUCAAGUGACCCGUGGAGAAUCUCAGAAGGUAGCUGCAUGUGAAGCCUUGCAAAUGCGAAUCUGUGUCAUGGCAGGAUCAGUUCGAAGGGCCUGUGGUGAAAUCUCAGAAGAUAGCAACGAACGGCAUGUCAAGCCAGGCAAAUGUGUGUCCUGUAUCAUGUCAAGAUGAGAUGGCUGGACGUGCAGAUAAUGUCAAAAGGUAGCAGGACGUCAUGCCAGGCAAAAGCAAGUCUGUAUCAUGUCCAAAGCUGAGAUCGAGGGACAGAAAAAAUUUCAAAAGUUAGCAAGCAACAUCGGGAGUCUGUACCAUGACAAGCCGGAGUUUUAUUUUUUUGACUCCAUUGAGAAUUAGAAAUUGUUUUGAUUUGUCGUCAACAUAAUUAAAAAGUAAUUUCUAAAGUAAAGUUGCCAUGUAUACGAAACUGUUCAUCAAGAGCUGUUUUGUGAUUGCAAGAAAUAAAACUAUCUUGUGCUACA